GACCGUUUGUCCAACCCCUCUCUCUUUUGUUCCUGAACAGUCAAGUGGUUCAGGCGUUUGAUGAAGUUCAUUACAAAAACGGCAACUGAAGAAACGUGUAUUCGUGUGCGUGUGUAUACAGGCCUUUAUUAAUGGCCCAUUCGAGCACCGAACAACUUUGAAACAAGGAACCGAACUGUCCCCUCACGAAGAUGCGAAUGGAUUUGUCAAGGUGGUCCACCAGGUGGAGAACGAAAAGAUGGUGUUUACAUCCUACUGCAACCACUAUCAUUUUUCUUCUGCACGCCUCAAUAGUGACAGCAGCUGGACCAGUGGAUGUGCUCAAGUUGUUUGACUUUCACAACACUCCAGAUGGAGUGACAAAAGUACCAGGGUUUUGCACCCUCCGAAGAGGAUCCAAACCAGACAUUGCUUUCAGAGUGGACAAAGAGGCCCAGCUCAGCACUCCCACCAAGCACUUUUUCCCAGGAGAGGAGUUUCCCCAGGACUUCUCCAUUCUCAUGACCAUCAAGCCUAAUGCUGGGGUGCAGUCUUUCUUGCUCUCAAUUUACAAUGAACAUGGCAUUCAGCAGAUGGGUGUGGAAGUUGGGCGCUCCCCAGUUUUCCUGUAUGAAGACCAGCAUGGGAAACCUGCAGCUGAGGAUUACCCCUUAUUCCGUGGAAUCAACUUGGCUGAUGGAAAAUGGCACCGUGUAGCCCUCAGUGUGGAGAAGAAUAUUGUGACCAUGAUUGUAGACUGCAAAAAGAAGAUAUCCAAAGCCCUGGACAGAAGUGACCAUGCCAUUAUCAGUACAGAUGGAAUUGUGGUGUUCGGCACCAGAAUCCUUGAUGACAAUGUGUAUGAGGGUGACAUUCAACAACUACUGGUUGUGACUGACCCCAAAGCAGCAUAUGACUACUGUGAACACUUUAGUCCAGACUGCGAUACUCCCCACUGGAACAUACCACAAGCACAGGAACCUGAAGAGGAGUAUACCACAGACUACACAGAAUACUAUGACUAUGGGGAAUCUGACCUAACCGAAAUUCAACAUCCAACAGCAGAGUCCAGCACAGAUGCAAAGAUACAGGAGCAACCAGGAACGACUGAUAUGGAUUAUUACACUGAUAAUGAAUUUGCUUAUGAUACAUUACCUGGUUCUGAAUCUCCAACUAAAACAACCACACCCAAUAAGCACCAGAGUACAGACUAUAAGGAGGAAGUUGUUGACGACUACAUUACAGGACUGGAUGAAGUUUUGGUAGAAAAUCCCACAGUCACUCAGACCAUGACUGUGAAGCAUGCUCAGUCUAAAGGCACACAGGAUUCUACCACCUAUGACUUUAAAGAGUAUGACCUUAAUGAAUAUGACUCAAACGAUCUGGAGAGUGUUGACACAUACCAGUAUGGAGUAUAUGAUGAGCAUGAAGCAUAUGAGAAGAAGACUGACAUGUCCCCAGAUGAGAGUGAAUUUGGACAUGGAGUCCCUGCUGAAACAGAGAGGGCUGUUGGGAGUAGAGGUGGUGGAGAAAAGGGAGAGAAGGGGGAACCAGCUGUGAUUGAGCCAGGAAUGCUUAUAGAGGGAGCCCCCGGGCCUGCAGGCCCCGCUGGUCUCCCUGGAACCCCAGGCUUGCAAGGACCUCCAGGCCCCCAUGGAGAUCAUGGGAACAGGGGUCUUGCUGGGCGACCUGGUCUUCCAGGUGCAGAUGGGAUUCCUGGGCCUCCCGGGACGGUCUUGAUGCUUCCGUUUCGUGCUGGUGGAAAUGCUGCUAAAGGUCCUGUUAUUACUGCCCAAGAGGCACAAGCACAAGCAAUUUUAUCCCAGGCCAGGCUUACCAUGAGAGGCGCUCCUGGACCACUUGGUCUCACAGGAAGACCCGGACCAGUGGGUGGCCCAGGGGCCCCAGGGCGAAAAGGUGACCCUGGACUUUCUGGACCCCAGGGACCCAGAGGUAUCCAAGGUCCUACUGGCAUGCCUGGGAAAGCAGGAAAAAGAGGUCGUGGAGGGGCUGAUGGAGCCCGAGGUGUACCUGGAGAGUCAGGGGCCAAGGGUGAUCGUGGAUUUGAUGGACUACCCGGGCUUCCUGGUAACAAGGGACAUAGGGGUGAAUCAGGUCCAACUGGCCCACCUGGUCCUCCAGGAGAGGAUGGUCCCAGAGGAGAGGAUGGAGAGGUGGGGCAGAGAGGAGUGCAAGGAGAGAGCGGUCCUAGAGGAUUGUUGGGUCCUAGAGGAUCUGCAGGUCCACUUGGACAGCGGGGUCUUCCAGGACUAGAUGGUCAACCUGGACCCAAAGGAAAUAUGGGUGUACAAGGAGAGCCAGGAUCUGCUGGUCAGCAGGGUAUACCUGGUCCACAAGGACUGCCAGGCCCACAAGGCCCUAUUGGUCCACCUGGUGAGAAAGGUCCUAAUGGUCAACAAGGAUUGCAAGGAUUGGCUGGUGCAGAUGGCCCCCCUGGACAUCCUGGAAAAGAAGGUCCUCAUGGAGAAAAAGGAGGGAUUGGUCACCCUGGUCCUCAAGGUUCUAUUGGCUAUCCAGGGCCUCGUGGAGUUAAGGGAGCAGAGGGUGUGCGUGGCAUGAAAGGUGGCAAAGGAGAACAGGGGGAGGAUGGUUUCCCUGGGUUCAAAGGUGACAUGGGUCUUAGCGGUGAGAAGGGAGAACUGGGUGUUGUUGGGCUCAGAGGAGAAGAUGGCCCUGAGGGACCAAAGGGUAAAGCAGGACCCAGUGGAGAACCUGGUCCAGUAGGCCUAGCUGGAGAAAAGGGCAAACUAGGUGUUCCAGGGUUACCUGGCUACCCUGGAAGACAGGGCUCAAAGGGUUCCACUGGUUUUCCUGGAUUUGCCGGAUCCAAUGGAGAUAAGGGAGCCAGGGGUGUUGCUGGCAAGUCUGGUCCAAGAGGUCAACGUGGUCCAACGGGUCCACGGGGUGGAAGAGGGGCAAGAGGGCCAACAGGAAAGCCAGGUGCAAAGGGUUCCUCAGGGAAUGAUGGCCCUCCUGGUGGUUUGGGAGACAGAGGUCUACAAGGUCCUCAAGGACCAGUCGGAGUCUCAGGUCCUAAAGGCCCUAGUGGACCUCCUGGUAAAGAUGGACUACCUGGUCACCCUGGACAGAGAGGAGAGACGGGCUUCCAAGGGAAAACUGGACCACCUGGACCCGGUGGUGUCAUCGGCCCCCAGGGUUCCACUGGAGAGACAGGGCCUGUUGGUGAAAGGGGGCAUCCUGGAUCUCCUGGACCUCCAGGUGAACACGGUCUACCAGGGGCAGCUGGAAAAGAGGGUGGAAAGGGAGAUCCAGGUCCUCACGGAGGAAGUGGGAAGGUUGGACCUUCUGGACUGAAAGGAUUCUCUGGGCAGAGGGGCCUUUCCGGUGCAGGAGGAAUAGCUGGUUUGAAGGGAGGCGAAGGUCCACAAGGUCCAUCUGGCGUUGUUGGAUUACUGGGCGAACGAGGGGCAGCUGGUCCAGGAGGGCCCAUUGGCCUCACAGGGCGUACAGGCCCUCAAGGACCGCCAGGUCCAGCUGGAGAAAAGGGUGGGCCAGGUGAGAAAGGUCCUAUUGGCCCUGCAGGACGCGAUGGAAUACAGGGUCCAGUUGGUCUGCCAGGACCUGCUGGCCCUCAAGGACCACCUGGAGAAGAUGGAGACAGGGGAGAGGUUGGUGGACCAGGUCAAAAAGGAGGCAAGGGGGAAAAGGGAGAGCAUGGUCCUCCUGGCUCAGCAGGUCUCCUUGGUGUAGUUGGAGCACCGGGUCCAGCUGGUAGUGAUGGCGAACCCGGACCAAGGGGUCAGCAGGGCAUGUUUGGCCAGAAAGGAGAUGAAGGAUCACGAGGAUUUCCGGGCCUUCCAGGUCCUGUCGGAUUACAGGGUCUACCUGGGCCACCAGGAGAAAAGGGAGAGAAUGGGGACGUUGGUCCAAUGGGUCCACCAGGUCCACCUGGUCCAAGAGGUCCCCAGGGUCCCAGCGGAGCUGAUGGUGCACCUGGACCCCAAGGAGGUAUUGGUCCAAUGGGGGGCAAUGGAGAGAAGGGAGAGACUGGUGAAGCUGGAAACCCUGGACCUUCUGGAGAGACUGGAAUACCAGGGCUCAGGGGUGAAAUAGGAGAGAAAGGAGAAGCAGGUGCACCCGGACCUGCUGGACCCCCCGGUUUGCGGGGACCAUCAGGAGAUGAUGGUCCAAAAGGAAAUGCUGGUCCUUCUGGCUUCCCUGGAGAUCCAGGUCCCCCUGGGGAACCUGGUGUUGCUGGACUGGAUGGUUUGUCAGGAGACAAGGGAGAUGAUGGAGAAGCAGGCCAACCUGGACCCCCUGGUCCAUCGGGUGAAGCUGGUCCCCCAGGGACUCCAGGCAAAAGGGGGCCUGCAGGACCUGCGGGUAAACUGGGAAAGCAAGGAGAGAAGGGAUCAAAGGGUGAAGCUGGUCCUGAGGGACACGUUGGAAAAAUAGGCCCAGUUGGUCCCCAGGGCCCACCAGGGAAGCCUGGUGCAGAGGGCCUUCGCGGUAUCCCUGGCUCUGUGGGUGAACAAGGACUCCCUGGUGCUUCUGGUAAAGAUGGACCCCCAGGACCAAUGGGCCCCCCUGGCCUCCCCGGUUUGCGAGGUGAUCCAGGUUUAAAAGGAGAAAAGGGUCAUCCAGGUCUGAUUGGGUUGAUCGGUCCUCCUGGAGAGCAUGGCGAGAAGGGAGACCGUGGUUUACCUGGUGCACAAGGGGCAGGAGGAGCAAAAGGAGAGGCUGGUCUCGGUGGAACUUCUGGUCCCAUUGGCCCUCCUGGUCCUCCUGGUAUUUCUGGACCAGCAGGAGCUAAGGGAUCAAAAGGAUCAGCUGGUGCUGUUGGUCAGAAGGGAGAGCCAGGCAUGAUUGGACCCCCUGGUCCUCCGGGUCCUGCUGCGGAUGUUAUUCAGCCCCUACCCAUACAAUCUGCAGGAAAGACUAGAAGAUCCUCUGAUGUUCAGGGGGAUGGAGAGGCUGCAGGCCUGAUGGACUAUGGUCUUGAGGGGCAGGAGGGCUUGGAGAAUGUAUUUGAAUCCCUUAAGAACCUCAAACAGAAUGUUGAGCACAUUAAAUUCCCAUUGGGUACCCAGGACCACCCAGCAAGGACCUGUAAAGACUUACAACUUAGCCAGCCAGACUUUCCUGAUGGUGAAUACUGGAUUGAUCCAAACAUGGGAUGCACAGGAGAUUCCUUCAAGGUAUAUUGUAACUUCACAGCAGGUGGUGAAACUUGCAUCUAUCCCGACAGGAAGUCCACAGGGGCUAGAAUUUCUUCUUGGCCAAAAGAAUCUCCAGGAUCAUGGUUCAGCGAAUUUAAGCGUGGAAAAAUUCUGUCCUAUGUGGAUGUGACGGAGAACACCAUCAAUUUGGUUCAGAUGAAUUUCCUAAAACUUCUAAGUUCAUCUGCUCGACAGAACUUUACCUAUAUGUGCCACCAGUCAGUUGCAUGGUAUGAUGCUAAAACUGAUAGCUAUGACAAGGCUGUCAGAUUCCUUGGCUCCAAUGAUGAAGAGAUGUCCUAUGACAACAAUCCCUUCAUCAAGACCCUCUCUGAUGGCUGCUCGCUUCGACAAGGGUACUCUAAGACAGUAAUGGAGAUAAACACCCCACGAAUUGAUCAAGUACCAAUUAUUGACAUCAUGCUGAAUGACUUUGGGGAUCCUAACCAGCGAUUUGGGUUUGAAGUGGGGCCUGUCUGUUUUCUUGGCUAAAAAGUACCAUGUCAUCUCACCAUGCUGUACAGGAAGACAAACCAUUACCACCUACAACAUGUAUGAUUUGUAUUUUUGAGGAAUCCAAUAGAGAGAGUGUGCUGAUGUAUUAUUUUUAUUAUUGUUUUAUUGUAGUUUUUUUUAAUGUGGAAAGUACAUUGCCCUUGUAGGGCAACUUAAAGAAAGGGUGAUGGAGUACCCUCACUUCAAAGAGCAAUGAACAAUUUGAUACACAUCAAAACCCUUUCAUAUGUUUUUGUCCAGCCUUUUUCCCUUGGUAAGGUGAUCUGCAUGUAAAAGGUGCUAUUAAAAAAACAAAUGUUUUUUUUUUUUUGCAGAAGAGGCAUAGAGGAUUUGAAAAGAGGGUUUAGACUUGUGCAUGUUUGUUUGUUUGUUUAUUUUGACAUAUAUUUGUCAUAUUGUUGUUUUUAAUGGCCAUGGAAAACAGAGUAGCCCAAAGCCAGUUAAUCUACUUUUACAAAACAUCUGUAAAUAUUAGAUACGUUCAGCAAGAAAUUAAUAUGGAGGAUUGGGAAUAAUUCAUCUACAAAGUUGUUUAUUAACCAUGAUAAAUGCCAUCUGAUGAAACAGAACAUGAAGUAUUUGUGAUGAAAAAUGCAUAAUUAUUAAAAUGUGAUUUUGAACAAUGCCAUAAUGACUUUUAAAUCAAUGAAAUUACUGAAGUAGUUAAUAGUA
This is a messenger RNA of Alosa sapidissima (American shad), 6368 nucleotides long. Its product is annotated as collagen alpha-1(XI) chain-like. The transcript has 67 exons. Bases 192 to 5672 code for a protein of 1826 amino acids. Gene Ontology annotation, molecular function: extracellular matrix structural constituent. The record is from RefSeq and is a predicted model, not a curated record. Lineage: Eukaryota; Metazoa; Chordata; Actinopteri; Clupeiformes; Clupeidae.